Closterium sp. NIES-67 is the source of this 7057-nucleotide messenger RNA. NCBI's taxonomy places the organism in Eukaryota, Viridiplantae, Streptophyta, Zygnematophyceae, Desmidiales, Closteriaceae. The record is from the annotation of a GenBank genome assembly.
CAGUUCUCUGACUAGUUAUAGGUUUCCUCGCCAGGCAUAAAAGCUAUCUUGCUUCUCAAGGCUUUAGGCCUGCAUGCACUCCAUUGACUGACACUGCUGACUUGUCUACCACCGUAUGGACUGCGAAGCCGACCUGCGAAGCAUCUCGUUCUGCAAAAUUCGGAGCCGUGUCGAUUUCGGUGCUAAGCGUCAGGAAUAAUCGAUCUAGUAUUUUGGAGUUACUCUUGAGCUUUAGGAGCUAUCAGAUUAGAGCAGGAGUUAUUUAUAUGCUUGCGGAGUUAUCAAUGUAUGGAUAUCAGGAGUUAUUCAUGAGCAUCCACUGCUAUCGUUAAAAACUUUUCAGGAGUUAUUUAUAAGCUUCCGGAGCUAUCGAUUCUCAGUUGUCAGGGGUUACUCAUUAUCGUCGUAAGCUUUCAGAAAGGCCGUCGACCUGGAAUCAUCAGGAGACUUUCAGCCGUCUCAGAGCUAUCGAUCUAGACUUCAGGAUUCAUGGAUUCACGGACUUCCGAAUUCCUGCACGCGAUGGCGAGGAGUCCUGGCGACGCUUCCGCUCCUGGGGAGAGGCCCGUCGCGCAAGAGCCGCUGACUCUCGCAGAGAUGGAGAACUUCCUCCAACACAUGCUGUCCUACAACCACGAGGAUCAGGAACAAGAGGUCUGGGAGUCUCUGGCAGCAACUGGUGUCUCCAUCUCUUCCGUCGUCGAGUCCCUCCGCCUCACAAUGGAAUCUUCCCAGAAGCCUCCCGUCGUCAGGCUCACAGCCGCUGCAGUCUUCCUGAACCUGUUUCUACUACCCAACUGCCCCGUUUAUAGUGUCUUCAAUCCGCUCGCUUUUAGCACAAUGAUACAGACCCUCCGACAGGUUAUCGUAGGGAACCCCCCCAGUGCCUCAAAUGUCGGCACGGAUGCACCAACGAAUGACAGUGGGAGGAAGAAGAGGAACCAUAGGAAAGGGAAGGGUACAGAUAAGCAGCGGAAAUCGUCGAUGAGGAUUGACGAGGACGAAACGGGCGACUUCUCGGACGAAGAUGGUAACCAGCGUGGCGGCGACGAGACUCAGAGCAGGCUAGGCGUUACGCUCUUGUCCGUGUUGGGUAACCUCUCGCAAGCGCUCGAGGUUCUGAAGCUGGCGAAUCAGAGCGAGGCACGUAAGGCGCUGCUGGGGAUGCUAGUGGAGGUCGCGCGGUUUUCGCUGGACGAUCAGCAGUGGGGGGAGGGAGGCAGGGGACGCGUCGGUGCGGAUCGGACGAGGGUUACGGUGGGCGGAGGCCGGACGGUGGAGGCCUGGAGACUUCCGUACCACAUGCUUCUCAAGCUAAUGGAUCCGCAGCACGGCAAACCUCUGGAGUCAGCCGCUCGUGUUCUCAUGGCCCUUGGCCCGUACAUCCUCAUGACGCACGCUGACGUCACCGUCGCCACCAGCAGCAGCACCAGCAACGGCACACAGACACCCAGCCUCGUUUUCCCCUCGCAGCUGCGGUCUCGCGGCCUCGAUUUUGUCACAUCGGAUAUCCUCACGAGAGCGCCAAAGGAAACGAUCCCUGCGGUUGAGUCCCUAAUGCGGUAUCUGUGCCUGCACGCGCCUGAGAGAGCGGAAGGGAGAGCGGCAGCGGUGGAGGCCGUUGUGAAGGUGUACGGAGCGGUGGGGAGGAAGGAGAGGGAGAGGUUCUUCCUGUUCGUGGGGAAGCUGGCGCGGGUUGAUAGAGCAGCCGCGAGGGUGGUGGCUGUCGAUUUGAGUGCUGCUCUGGGGUCACCUUCACAGGGCGAUGCCCAGACUGGCAGGGAGAAUGGAAACGGCAGGGGGGUUGGAAACGGCCGAGCCGUUCUGAUCGCUCGUGUGGGCAGCUGUUUGGAGCUCAUGUACCGCAGAGCCUCGGACGUCAGUCCCACCGUGCGAGCUCGCGCCCUCGUGGCGCUCACUGCGUCUCUUCGCACGCUGAAGGGCCGCCCCUCGCUCUUGGACUCUGUUCUUGCUGACCAUGCACGGGCCAGUAAUCUGGCGGGAGCAGCGGACCCAGGAGCAACUCCGGGUGGUGGGCCAGGGCUGAGGGGACAACCCGUGCCUGGUGCAGGAGUGGGGGUUGGGUGUUCAGGGCUGGGUGUGGAGGAGGUACUGGGCAUGGUGAGGAGGCGGCUGGAGGACGAGAAGGGGCUGGUGCGCAAGGCGGCAGUGGGCGCUCUGGAGGAGAUCGUGGGGCUGUCGAGCCUGCCGCUGAGGGAGGAGCUCGUUGACGCUAUUGGCGAGCUGUGCUCCGACUCGCUGCUGAGCGUCAGGAGAGUGGCUCUCACGGCAUUAUCUAAGCUGACCGUGUCCAACCCAGGCCACGUGUGGCUGCGCGCCAAGUGGCUGCAAUCCGCCCUCGUGCUCAUCCUCGACAACGAGGCGUGCGUGCAAGACCAGGCCUUGGACCUCCUCGCCUCCCUGCUCCUCCAACCCCUCGGCCAAAUCUCCACUUCUUCCCGCCCCUCUGCCUCCACAAGGGUGGGCCUGUGCAAGGAUAGGCCGCUGCACGUGUGUGUGAAGGGGAGGGGGGUGCCUCCUGCUCCGGUGCUGUGUGAGGGAGAAGGGGUGUGCGAGGCGUGUGAGGGGCCUGCUAGGGGAGAGGGUGUGGGAGCAGUAGGAGGAGGAAAUGCAGCAGCAGCAGGAGGAGGAGGAGGAAGUGGAGCAGCAGCAGCAGCAGCAGCAGAUGGGUCAGUGCGGAGCACAUUGGCGUGGCUGAUGGCGGUUGGUCAAAGGAGCUCGUCUGUGGCGCCCCUGCUGCACCGCGCAUGUGCGGUUCUAGCCCGGCGAAAUGGGCUCAAUACGAGGCUUGUGGAAGGGCUGCAGGCCGUGAUCGAAGCGGCAGAGGGAUGGCAGAUCGUGCAGCAGCAGCAGCAGCAGCCGGAGCAAGGGGGAAGCCCAAUAUACCAGCAACAGCAGCAGCAGCAGCAGCAGCAGCGGAAUACUCGCGAGCAGGAAGCGGGAAGCAGUCUAUGGAGGUGGGUGGUGAGGGGCGCGUGGCUGCUACUGCAGGAAGUGACCUCCUUCUCUCCGCAGGGGGUCAGGUGGGAGUUUCUGAUCUCCAGGUGGCGGGACGGCAGGACGCAGCAGGAGGCAGGAAACAGCAGCAUUGCGGGGGAUGCUGCAAUGCCAGGCAGUUCUGUUGACGACACUGCUACCCCAAGCCGUGCUGCUGACGGCACAGCUAGUCCAGAGCGUGAUUCCAGGGAGCUGGGCGGGCAAGAGAGGGAGGCGCAGGUGCACGUCCUCAAGGCGCUCUGCAACAUCGCUGCACGGAUUCCGGGCGAGAAGGCUGUUGACGUGGCAGCAGGCCUGCUGCACAACCUGCGCAGCUUCCAGCUAUCGCCGGAAGAGGCUGGGGUGCACAUGGUCGCUCUUGCCACUCUCAACCGCCGUGCAGCUGCUGGCAGCGGCAACACCACCAACAGCGGCAGAAACAGUAGCAACAGAAGCAACAGCAACAGCAACAGCAACCACAGAAGCAACAGCAGCAUACCUGCUCCUGGAGGUGGUCGAGCAGCGGAAGCAGGAUCCUCUAUCAGCCAAUCACCGGAAGCAGCCAUUGCCACAUGGUGUCUGGAGCUGUGCACGCAAGCCACUGCCAUCGUGCGAUCACAUCUCAUUGCAGGUGGCAGCCAGCUGGGGAGCCCUGGCCAGAGAAGGGAGAGAUUGAGGGAGGCGCAGCAGGAGGAGAAGGAUGGGGGGGAGGAGCAAGAGCAGGAGCAGGGGCCGCUGCAGAAGGAGUUGCGGGAAGGGGCAGACGGACAGGCUGAGGCGCAGAGGCUAGAGUGUGCCGUGUUUGUGUGUGGUCAGCUGGCGCUCAUUGCUGGCGAGCUCGCAGAGACACAGGCUGCUGGUGCAACAGCCACUGCUGGCUCUACUGCUGCUGCUGCUGCUGCUGCUGCUGCUGCUUGUGCUGCAACGGUUGCUGGUGAUGACAGUGAUAGCGAUGGCGAUGGCACUGCUGCUGCUAACGGCGGGAGGCAAGGGAGGACGGGGAAGGGCAAGGGAAGCAGUGGGGGCAGAAGCAGUCGGGGGGGCAAAAGCAGCAGAAGCGAAGUGAGUGAGCAGCUCGCAGCCCUGCAGAGUGCGUUGAAGGAAGCGUCUCAGUGCGUCCUGGAGCUGCUCCUGGGGGCCUCCGCAGCACCAGCUCCCAUUCCAGCGCCCACUGCUGCUGCUGCAAACGCUGGUAUUGCAGCAACUGCAGGCACUGCAGCCGCUGCUGCUGCUGCUGCUGCGGGGAUGCAGGUGUUGCAGGCUCCAGUGUUGGCGCACGGAUGGCUGGCUCAGGGGCGGUUCUGUCUCGUGGACCAUGCACUCGCCAAGACAUGCGUGCCGCUCUUCGUCCAGGAGCUGCAAUGCAGCCCUCUCCCCUCGGUCCGCAACAACAUAGUCAUCGUUCUGACCGACCUCUGUGUGCGCUACACUGCGCUGGUGGACCCCCACGUGCCCUGCCUCUCCGCCUGCCUGCGCGACCCCUGCGAGCUCGUCAGGCGCCAGGCGCUCGUGCUGCUGGCAGGGCUGCUGCAGCGGGACUACGUCAAGUGGAGAGGGACGCUGGUGCUGCGCAUGCUGCUGUCUCUGGUGGACGCAUCACAGGCAAUUAGGGAGGUGGCGCUCCAUCUCUUCACACACGUCGUUCCUCGCCGUGUGCCCUUGGUCCCCUACAACAUCUUCAUUGAGGCCCUCUUUGCCCUCAACGCCUGCCCCUUCGCCCCCUCCUCCACCACCACCGCUCCGCCUCUCCCCUCCUCCGGACCCCGACCUCCCAUUCCCAGCCUUCCCAAUCCUGCCUCCUCCUCCAACCCUGCCUCAUCCCAGCCCGCCCCUUCCAAUCCCUCACAACCCAACCGUGCCAAUUCAACUUCCCCUGGCGGGAGCACCCCUGAGGAAGAGGGGUGGUCGGGGAGGAGAGGGAGGCGCACUGGGGUGGGAGUGAGGGGUGCAGGGGCAGAGAGGGGGGGCUUAGAGGAGGAGUUCGAGCGGUUUUCAUUGAGUGGCCCCACCCGCCAUGCAGCGAGAACCACUGUGUACCGCACUCUUCUCCGCCUCAUGGCUCGCGAACACCAUCUCGCCCUCUCUGCCAAGCUCUGCCUCCAGGUGCUCGCGCCCGUGCUGGAUGGCGCCCUGCCUCUCUCCUGCCCUUCAGUGCAAGCGGUAGUGGGCGAUGCUCUGGACAUCCUCUCGUGCAAGGAGAUGCGCCCAGGCUCAGGCAAGGCGGCAGGUGGGGACGAGGACGGGGACGAGGAGGCUGGGGGAAGUCCUGGAGGGGCCGCAGGGGGAGGAGGAGGCGGAGUUGGGGGGGGUGCAAGGGCAGCAGCAGCAGCAGGAGGAGGAGGGGCAGCAGCGAAUGCAGUGAAAGGGCGGGUGGUGACUCAGCUAAUGAAAAAGAACCUAGUAGAGAACACUAUCCCCAUUCUCAUCGAGCUCAAGAGGCUGCUAGAGGCCCAGAACAGCCCGCUGCAGGGGGCGCUGAUGGGGUGUCUGCGGUGCCUGUUCAAGGAGUACAGGGCGGAGAUAGAGGAUUUGUUGGCGGCGGACCCCCAGCUGGCUAAGGAGUUGGUGUAUGACAUUCAGAAACACGAGGCUGCGAGGGCACGCGCUGUUGCUGCUGCUUCACGGGCUUGUGCUGGUGGUGCUGCUGGUGGCAGUGGUGGUGGUGGUGGUGGUGGUUCUGGCGCUGCUGCUGCUGCUGCUAGUGAUGUCGAUGCUGCUGCUGCUCCGUUUGUUGCUGAGGCUGCUGGGACUGUGGAUACUGAGUCUGCUGAUGCUGCUGAAGCUGCUGAUGCUGCGGAUGCUGCAGCGGUGGGGAGGGAGGAGGGUGACGGGGAGGAAGAGAGCAGGGAACAGGAGGCAGGGGCGAGGAGCAGAAGAAAGUCAGCCGAAUUCAGAACCCCGACUAAGGACAGAGCUGCAGCUGCGGAAUCUGUUGAUGCUGCUCAAGUUGCCGGUGCAGCAUGUGGUGAUGGUGCUGCUGCUGUUGGCACUCCUCCAGCUGCCGCCGUGGCAUCUGCUGGGGCUCCUGCUUCUCCUGCUGGUGCUGCUGCUAGUCAUUCCAACGUGCUGUCUGCUAGUAACCUCUGCAGCCCGCUCUUUGUCACGCCCAAUCCUCCCAGCCGAACCAGAUCCCGCAGCAGAAGCAGGCUCGGGAACGAGAGGUUCGGCAGGAGUGGACUGGCAAGUACAGAGGAGGACGGGCAGGGGCAGGACGAGGAAGACCAAGGGGAGGAGCAGAGUGAGGAGGAGAGGGCGCAGGCAGCAGUGCAGGCAGCGGCGAGAGCAGCGGCUAUUAUCAGGGAUAUAGAGGAGCAUGGGAACAAGACCCCUGUUCUCAGGACUGUGAGCGUGCCCAGGAGAUUGACGAGGGAGGGAGGAGAGGUGGGAGGAGGGGGGGUUCGUGAGAGUGAGAUGGAGACAAGGGUGAGAGAAGCGGAGGAGGAGGGAGAAGGAGAGGCGGCAGGCUUACAUGGGAAGGAGGCAGAGGGAACGACUGGCCAGGGCACGAGGAAGGGGGGCGUCCUGCAGGAGAUUGACUGCCAAGCAGCAGUCGAGAAAGGGAGGGUACAGAAGGGUGGGCGGGAAGAGGUGGCAGCAAGGACGCAUACGGUAGGGAGUGCAAAUAGUGGGCACAGUGCAGAAGGUGGGUGUGCUGGUGCAGGAAGGGGGAGGACCUGUGGCCAGAAGAGCAGGGAGAAGGGGAACAGAGGGGUGCCGCAAGGGGAGGAGGGGCAGGUGAGGGAAGUAGGGGCGAGGACCGGGGGAGACCUGCCAGCUAGACGUGUCACCCGCCGGUCAGCAAAAGCGCAGCGGUAGUGUGCUUUGAGCGACUCUGUGGUGGAGUGACUUUUGAGUGACUGUCGACUCAAAAGUCACUUUGAGUGACUCAGUGGUGGAGUGGUUCAGUCAUGUAUAUCUGCUUUCCCACUCAGCUACCAUGUAAACUCUAACGCGCCCUUCCAUAAGUACUGGUAGUGUUCUCCAUCAGCUGCAGUGUUCCAGUAGAUGGUUACAGUUGAGAACCUUGAGAGUUGUGCACAGUAACGUGAACCAGUUAAAA